Tupaia belangeri chinensis (Chinese tree shrew) is the source of this 2322-nucleotide messenger RNA. RefSeq names its product solute carrier family 35 member G6 (gene SLC35G6). The transcript is spliced from 3 exons. Bases 19 to 1164 code for a protein of 381 amino acids. NCBI's taxonomy places the organism in Eukaryota, Metazoa, Chordata, Mammalia, Scandentia, Tupaiidae. Gene Ontology annotation, cellular component: membrane. The record is from RefSeq and is a predicted model, not a curated record.
UCUCUCUGGUGUUGGAAAAUGAAAAAGUCAGGAGACAGAGGAGCCAGCCAGCCUUCAGAAACCUUUCUGAAACAAGGUCACAAUGGCUGGAGCUCUGAGGUACCCAGGUCCCCUGAGCCAGCAGGAGAGGAGGAAGUCCAAGGAAAGAUGGCUGGCAAUCACCCCUACUUCAACCUGCCUGACUUCACCCAGCCAUCACCACCCUCCACUCCGCCCAGCCUCCCAUUGCAUCAGCGCUUCCGGCCCUCCGAUGCCACCAAGGGCCUGCUCGUGGCCCUGCUGGGUGGAGGGCUGCCCGCCGGUUUCGUGGGCCCUUUCUCCCGCAUGGCUUACCAGGCUUCCCACUUGCCCUCGCUGGAGCUGCUCAUCUGGCGCUGCCUCUUCCACCUCCCCAUUGCUCUGCUACUUAAACUUCGCGGUGACCCACUGUUGGGACCUCCUGAAGUCCGGAGCCGGGCCUGCCUCCACGCCCUGCUCAAUGUCCUCAGCAUUGGAUGUGCCUACAGCGCAGUUCAGAUGGUGCCCGCUGGCAACGCUGCCACCGUUCGCAAAGGUUCUUCCACCAUCUGCUCUGCCCUCCUCGCCCUCUGCCUUGAGAGCCAGGGUCUCAGCGGCUACGACUGGUGUGGCCUGUUGGGCAGCACUCUGGGACUAAUCAUCAUUGUGGGACCUGGACUAGGGACACUGCAGGAGGGGACCACGGGCCUCUACAUCGCCCUGGGCUAUGUGCUGGCUUUCCUGGGAGGGUUGGCACUAUCGCUGGGCCUUCUGGUCUAUCGCUCUCUGCACUUCCCCUCCUGCCUACCAACAGUGGCCUUCCUGUUUGGCUUGGUGGGGCUGCUGGGCUCUGUGCCGGGCCUCUUUUGGCUGCAGACCCCGGUGCUGCCCACUGAUCCUUUGAGCUGGAGCUGUGUGGGGGCAGUGGGGAUCCUCGCCUUGGUCUCCUUUGUGUGCGUGAGCUAUGCGGUCACCAAGGCCCACCCUGCCCUGGUGUGUGCCGUCCUGCACUCUGAGGUGGUGGUGGCCCUGAUGCUCCAGUAUUACGUGCUCUACGAGACUGUGGCGCCUUCUGACAUCAUGGGGGCAGGGGUCGUGUUGGGCAGCAUUGCCAUCAUCACGGCCCAGAACCUCAGCUGCGAAAAGGAAGGGCAGGUGGAAGAGUGAGAGCCUGGGGGUUGGGGGGCGGGCAGGGGGAAAUACAAGGAGAGACUGGAAGACACACAUGGGAGAACAAGUAAUCGAGGAACAACAGGUGUGGGAGACAGGAGUCAAGGAGACUUGGUGGAGAGUGACAACCUGGGUGACCUGGAAGAAGCCUGGGGGCCGAGGGACAUGGAGUCCAGGCUGGGGCUGGGAGUCAGUGCGUAACUAAGGGGAAAAGCCUGAGGAGCAGAUCCAAGCGGCUGAGGCGAGUCAGGGUGUAGGCCAUGGGAGGAUUCCCCUCGGUAGUGGUGGUGGUGGCAGUGGCAGCGCAGAGUCAAGCUUUUGGGCUGUAGUGUUCCCUGCCUUUAGGUAAACAGCAAGAGAGCAAGCAGCUGCACUGGGGGAGGAGAGCUUGCCCUUCCCCCUGGGCAUGAUUUCCUUUCCUCGAGAUUGUGUGCCCACCCAUCUUAGGUGGUGACGUGACUUUGACAUCAAACAAGGAUCGCUCUGAAUGUUGCAGUGCAGUUGGUGUCAUCUCUGCUUAGGAAGGAGAGGGGAAGUCCUUCACUGCUCUUGUGGGUGAAUCCCUUGGGAUCCCCACCCCCCCAUCUUAUUUCAGAAAUAGUCUAGAAGGUGAAGGAUUUCCUAAUAUUCAGAGUCCUUGACCACUCAAAUCCCCCAGGACUUUCGUAUCCCACCCCGGGGCUAAUCUGCUUUUCCCGGAUUGCUGUGGUCCCAUGAUUUCUCCCGGACGGUGGCCAGAGCCUCCUCCCAGAGUAGGCCUCCCAAGUCGAGGCCUCUUCGAGCGGCUAAAGCCGGGGAUCCAGAACCAAGGCUCGGUACAGUGCUCCAUUACAGGCUAAGAGAUGUCCACUCGUCCCUGGGGUACAGCUCGACAAAUAUCGGCUACUUCCGGACAAGCAAUUGGCCUCGCCAUCUUGAUCUGCUCAUACAUAUUCAGCGCGAGACUGCAUAUUCAUGACCAAAGCCCCAGCACUCCCUCCGGGAACCCAGUCCCGACCCCUCGACUGGCCCCGCCUUCAUUACGAGUCGCAGAUCAAACCAUUUUCCAGCUGGGGGUGGAAUAUUACUGAGAGACUUUUGUUGAAGAUGAAAUCGAAUUCCAAAAAAGAAUAAAAGCGGCCUAACUUCACGCUCAAUCAUUCAAUCCUAACGCCU